Molecule: messenger RNA, 4010 nt
Organism: Momordica charantia (bitter melon)
Lineage: Eukaryota; Viridiplantae; Streptophyta; Magnoliopsida; Cucurbitales; Cucurbitaceae
Source: RefSeq, a predicted model, not a curated record
GGAAACAAACUAAGGAUGGGAGAAGGCAACAAAGUGGAAAAACCCUAAAAGUAAAAUCCCUUCUUCUUCACGUGAAAUCCCUUCCCCCUCGACCUUCUUCUUCUUCCUUCUCUUUCUUUGCCCUACUGCUAGCCUCCUCGACAAUAUCUGACAAAUGGCAGCACUUCUCCCGACAACACACUCCGGUGGACGAUGGCGCAGUAGGCAACUCGGCGAGCAACGACGUCCUGCUCCAUUUUGUGGUAGUUCGAGAUGGGCGCGAUGGUCUGCUGCGUUGGGUGACAUCUCGAGGGUUCGGUGGCAGCCAACGACCCAUCUCAACUCAGUGUGGGAGACUUCCACACCCUUGUAGCGACGAUUACGAUUGUAAAGACGUUUUCGGUGCAUUCUACUACUGUAAAAAAUGCAAACAGCUGGUUUUCUUGGUGUUUGGCGAUUACCCAUUUCCGUUUAUGGCCUAAUUCACCCUACCCACACCUAUCUACACUAGAUCUAAGUUGCCUACACCUAAACGAAGUUAAUUUCGUGGUGCUGAAAACGAUGCAAGAACUAGUAACGUGGAAGUGGGUACGUAGUACUAGGGGCGGGUGUGUGUUUUUUUGGGCUGUUGGAAAUGUUUUCUCGAUUUGUUUUGUUUAUCAUGUAUCUCGAGUAUUUAUGAUUGUUGGAAAUGUUAGUUAUAGUGAUCAAACGCAUGAUCUGAAGUUGGUCGUUUGUACUAGCGUUAUGUUGCUGGAGAUAUUGGUUGAAUUUGUGUAAUGUUUUUAAGUGCUAAAAGUUUCUAAUAGUUACCUGUUGGGAAAGAUAUGUUUUAAGGCAUGUGAGAGUUGUGGUUAUUUUUGUUACAUUAUAAAAAGCAUGCUGAAGUUGUCUGUUGAGGUUUGAUUUUAGCAAAGUGUCACUGUCUAUUUUUGUAAGUAGUUUUUACUUGAGCGGUUGAGUGUUCUUUGAAGCAUGAAUUGCUUGUUGUUUGUGUGUGUGUGUGAUGAUUUGGUUCUUUAUAACUAAUGUUAUUGACCUAUCGAUGAUGAGCUGUGGAACAUAUACGUUGAAUCUAGUAUGUGAAUAGGUUAGAUAUAGCAUUGUUGUGUGAAACUGUUGGAUGUAUUUCUGAAUUGAGUUGGAUAUGUUGUAGUUGGGCGUGUUCUUAAAAGUUUUAUAAAUUGUUAUGUGAAAAGUCCGUUAUGUAAAGCAUGUUGACAUGUUAUUUGUUGAAGCUUUUGUGUUCUCUAUAUUGUGAGCAGCUUAGUUGUUGUUAGAUUAUAUGUUAUUGAGAUCCGUGAUGCAUUAAAAAAAUACUAGAUGAUUUGUUGUGGAUAGACGUUGUGGUUAGUCUGAAUAGGGAGCUGGUACUAGAAUUUUGUUGGAGGCUAGAAAUGAUACGUGGAGUUUGGAUGUUAUGAAAGAAGAACCAGUGAGUGUCAGGACCCCGGGUACAAAGGUAGGGGCUGAUGCGGCACAGUCUCAGUACGAAUGAAUGUCGAGGCCCCGGGUACAAAGGUCGGAGGUCGACACGUCAACUUGGUUAUGUGGGUUUCGAGGCUCCGGGUACAAAGGUCGGGGAUCGAUACACCAGCUUUGGUAGAGAUGAACGUCGAAGCCUUAGGUACAAAGGUCAAGAACCAACAUGAAGUGAAUAGUGAGAUAUGGAAAAUUAAGGUGGUGACAAGGGUUAGGAAUUGCUGUUGUCAGGAGUUAGCGGGCGAAGAGGUGUGAGUGGUGUUAUUCGGAAUGUUUGGCGUGUGUUGUCAACCUUAUAACUUGCUGACUAUCUGAAUUGUUAGUUUAAUAUAUAUAUAUAUCGUGUUGCAUAUCGUAUGUUUGGCAUGCUGGUGGUGUGUAGUUAGUGAGGGCUACAUAUAGAGUAUUUUAUAUACUCACCCCCCGCUUUGCAAUUAUUGUUUCAUAGGUAAGGAUGUGAGUUACAACUAUGGUGGUGAUGUGGGGAAGGCCCAACUGAGGAAGGGCCACUAGGCUGCGUUGCACUCGUUUUCUUUUCUUCUCUUAGGAUAGUCGUAUUUCCUUUUAGCUUAUAGACGAAUUAGUUGCAAGAUGUUUAAGGAUGGCUUGUUUGGUGCUGUCUGAUGGGUCUAAACAUUUUUAGCGCCUCGAGUCGAUAUUAUCUUUUGUGCACUUAGAUUUGCUACGAGUAUUGACUAUUGUUUAAACAGGAUUUUAUGUUUGUUUAGUCCACGGAGGGCGGGGCUAUUUCCUUGGUUAUUGGAAUAAUUUUGGACCUUAUAGACUCUUUGCUAGUUUUCAUUAUGUGUUUUAAGGCCAAAGGUGUACAGGUAGAUGGUUAACGUUAUCAUAGCUGUGUUGUUGAAAUUCGGGGCCAUUACAAGGUCGUAGUGAGAGGAAAUUAGGAGAAUUUGGCAAGGUCUAUCUUCAAAAAAAUCAAUAUGUGGAUGAGAGAGGUGCUGCUUUAGAUGAAAGAAUUGCUAGGCUUAAUGAGAAAGUGGACAUUGAAAAUAAAAAGAAAGAAAUUAGGGAUAAGGAGAAUGAGGGCAUUUGUGCUAAGAUUGCGGAACUAAACGAAAAAUAGCAAGAAUUUAUGGAAAACUCAAGGAGAAUGAGUGAAGAAAUUCAACUUGAAUUAAACAGUAUGAGUAUACGCCGUAGGUUGACUUCUUAUUAAGAUAACCCUAUUUCCGAAUCUUUAGAAUUAUCUAUCCCUCCCCCUCUUUCCGUAAUUGUUCCUAUGAAUGUUGAAGGUCAAGAGCAGGUUAGUGGAGACUCUAAACAUGACGAGGAACCCUUGGAGCAUUCAGAUUCGGCCAUGGUCGAAAUCCACUGCCAAAUUGCGCCUAGCGCAAUUUUGGAGGACACUCCACCGGCCACUCUACAAUGUAUUUUGUCGCCCACUUUUCCAAAUCCUAUCUUGACUAAAACGCUUUUAGUUUUUUAUGAUUUAGAACAGGGACGAACAACGUAAAAAAUUACUGAAAUUUUGGUGGCGUUGAAUGAAUCAACGGGAGAUGAUUCAUUGGAGGAUGAUGGAAACAGUGGGGCAGCAUAAGAAAGAUCAAAUGUUGAGGGAGAAAAUGAAGAUCUUGGGAAAUUACCCCAAGAAGUGCAUGGAGAUGAGUAUGUGGAAGAAGACGAAAAAGAUGAUAUCUCUCAAUAUGAAGUGAGAAUACAAACUCUGAUGCACGAAUCACAGCAAGAUGAUGAGGAGUCCCAUGUACAAGAGCAAGAAGGAGCAUCCGGUCUUGUGGAUGUGCCUAAUGAGGCUCUGGAGGAAUCAUCUUCAUCUUCUUCAAAAGGUAAGUCCCCUUCUUUAUCAAGUUUAAAUGUUUCUGACCCGAACUUCGUUGCUAUUGCAUAUACCUCAGAGGAGAAGGUGUGCUUGACCAAAGUGGUGAAGAAAGCACGAAACAAGAAAAAUCUUGAUGAAAUUGUGCCUGGCGCAAAUUCUAGGCCGUGCACCCGAGCCACUAUAGCAAGUUUGGCCGCACAAAAAGAAGCCGAGGCUGGACCAUUUAAAAAAGCCAAGAGGGUUAAGGGGCUAAGAAGGUCAGAAGAGCCACUUGACGAGGUCAAUGAUGAGGAGCUCGAUUCUAUUGAGCAAACACCAUCUAAGGCGAAAAGGGUGAGGUGGGAAGUGAAAAGGGUUAACUUCACAGCACGUGAGAUCCUAGUUGAGAAGGGCUUUGAUGAAGCACAAGAGCCCGUGCCAAAAUAUAUCAAAAGAAGGCUUCUGGAGAAUGGUUGGGAGACAUUGUUUGCCCCAACUAUGCGUGUAUCAGAGACCUUGGUGAAAGAGUUUUACGCUACCAUCAAUCCAAACCGAGGAGACGCCCUAGUGUUUAGGGUGUGCGACUGGUCAACUUUUGAGGACAAAAGUGUUUUUUAAAGUGGGUAGUCUGUAACGCCCCACGUUCUUUGGGUUGUUUAUUUUAAGGGAUAAAUAGUGCCUUUGAGUUUUUACCUAAGCUGGUAAUUAAAUUUUUGGAUUUCCACCUUGGAAUUCUAAUUUUGGGUAAACUAUAAUUUAAGUUUAAUUUCAU